Microtus ochrogaster (prairie vole) is the source of this 995-nucleotide messenger RNA. RefSeq names its product zinc finger protein 575 (gene Znf575). Gene Ontology annotation, molecular function: DNA-binding transcription factor activity, RNA polymerase II-specific; RNA polymerase II cis-regulatory region sequence-specific DNA binding. Lineage: Eukaryota; Metazoa; Chordata; Mammalia; Rodentia; Cricetidae. Gene Ontology annotation, biological process: regulation of transcription by RNA polymerase II. The record is from RefSeq and is a predicted model, not a curated record.
CCCCCUCCAGCCCCGGAUGGGAGGAGGGGAUGAAAGUGAGGUUGGGCCCCGCGGCUUGCCGGGGCUCCUUCUUUCCCUCUCUCCUUCCCUCGGGCUGCGUCUCCUGGCGCUCACAGGGCGGUGCAGAUCCGAGGGUUGCAAGGUCUCCCUAUCCUACGAGGUUUCCAGUUCUACACCAGGGAUGCGAUUUAGCGACCAGAAGGACAGGGUGGACACAGCAUCCAUGGACUGAGACUAAAGUCCCCCACCAGGACUUGCCCAGCCAGCCCGCCGCAUCUGGGAGCGUGCCCUCCCGGCCCCGCCGGCGGCCCCCACCCCAGCGCCCACACCGCUGUCCGGACUGCCCCAAGGCUUUCUCGUACCCAUCCAAGCUGGCCACGCACCGGCUAGCGCACGGCGGCACCCGCCCGCACCCGUGUCCCGACUGCCCCAAGGCCUUCUCCUACCCGUCCAAGCUGGCCGCGCACCGCCUCACGCACAGCGGAGCUCGCCCGCACUCCUGCCCGCACUGCCCCAAGGCCUUCGGCCACCGCUCCAAGCUGGCGGCGCAUCUUUGGACCCACGCUCCCUCCCGCCCCUACCCAUGCCCCGAUUGCCCCAAGUCCUUCUGCUACCCCUCCAAACUGGCAGCCCACCGCCACACGCACCACGCCACCGACGCCCGCCCCUACCCUUGUCCACACUGCCCCAAAGCGUUCUCGUUUCCCUCCAAACUGGCGGCUCACCGCCUAUGUCACGAACCCCCCACUGCGCCCAGCAGCCAGACCACUGGCCACCACCGAUGCUCCAGCUGUGACCAGGCUUUUGGUCAGAGACGCCUCCUAUUGGUUCAUCAACGCAGCCACCACCAGUCCGAGGGCCAGGGAGAGAGGGAGUGAGCUGUUGCUCCAGCCGCCCAUCUGCCUCAGCCACGUGUCAAUAAAGACCUGAAUUUCCAAGCCCUGUUUUAUGUGUGGACUUUCCUCUAACUGGGAGAAAGACAGGGGCUUCAUACA